Cyphellophora europaea CBS 101466 is the source of this 1005-nucleotide messenger RNA. RefSeq lists its product as uncharacterized. Gene Ontology annotation, molecular function: transmembrane transporter activity. Gene Ontology annotation, biological process: transmembrane transport. The record is from RefSeq and is a predicted model, not a curated record. The transcript is spliced from 2 exons. NCBI's taxonomy places the organism in Eukaryota, Fungi, Ascomycota, Eurotiomycetes, Chaetothyriales, Cyphellophoraceae. The coding region runs from base 1 to 1005 and encodes 334 amino acids.
AUGUCCGUGGCACGUGCGAGUCAUGUUGCUCAUCAACGCGACCAUACGCUACUUCAGGUAACCGUCGAUGAAGCGCCCUCGAAGUCGGUCGGCCACAGCAGCUACAAGGGUUUUGUAGCAGGAGUGAUUUCCGGCGCCGCAAAGCUUGCAGUGGGACACCCCUUCGAUACGAUCAAAGUCCGCCUGCAAACGUCGGACAAGGGUCGUUUCCAAGGGCCCUGGGAUUGUCUGCUCAAAACACUGAGAAGAGAAGGUUUCAAUGGUCUCUACAAAGGAGCUACACCUCCACUACUUGGGUGGAUGGCGAGCGAUUCAAUUAUGCUGGGCAGCCUCACCAUCUAUCGGAAGAUCCUAUUCGAGCAUGUGUUCACGAGCCAUUCCCCUCGCUCGCGGGGAUCUUCCGUCCACAGUGUGAACGAGCAGCUGCCAGCCCUUGGACACGGGCUUGCUGGAACCCUGGCUGGAUGGACUGUGUCGAUUAUCGCCUGUCCAUUUGAGCAAGUCAAGGGGCGCCUACAAAUUCAGUACGCUAAGAAAAGCGAGCGGUUUUAUAGUGGUCCAAUCGACUGCACAAAGCGUGUCGUUAAAGCUCAUGGCAUACGAGGACUCUAUCAUGGCUUAGUCGCAACGACGCUUUUUCGCUCAUUUUUCUUCUUCUGGUGGGCAAGCUACAACAUUUUCACCAAAGGCUUGCGACAACACACAUCGCUUUCGACUCCUGCCAUCAACUUCUGGGCGGGAGGGCUUUCAGCCCAGAUAUUUUGGUUAACGGCUUAUCCUUUCGAUGUGGUGAAGCAACGGAUAAUGACCGAUCCAUUAGGAGGGCCGCUCGGUGAUGGACAGCGCCGGUACAAGAACUGGAGGUCGGCCGUGCGACUGACGUAUAGAGAAGCAGGCUACAGGGGGUUCUGGCGAGGGUUUAUACCGUGCUUCCUGCGAGCAUUCCCGGCCAAUGGCGUUGCUCUUUUGGUCUUCGAGGCGGCAAUGCGCAUGUUGCCAGAUUAG